AUGGCAAAUAAGAUUUACCAUAAACAUUUUACCCUUCCUAUUUUCUUCUUUAUUCUUACACUCUUUGUGUUGGAAUCAUUUACCACUACAAUUGCCCUUGACUGGUCUCUAACACCACCUCCGACUUCCCCUGGCCAUCGUACUGGUAAGUGUACCAAAAAGGAGAGACAAGCUCUUCUUCAUUUCAAAUCAAACAUUUAUUACGACCCUCAAGGCCUUCUCGAUACAUGGACACCUGGAGAAGAAGAAAAAGUAGCAUCCAAUGAUUGUUGUUACUGGAGCGGAGUCAUGUGCAACAACCAAUCCCGUGUCACAAGUCUUGACUUGCGCGAUGGAUUUCUUGCAGGCAAGAUUAGUCCUUCAUUGCUUAACUUAAGCUACUUGAAUUAUCUUGAUCUUUAUGACAAUUCGUUUAAUGGAAUGAUUCCCAUGUUCAUUAGUUCCAUGACCCAAUUAAGGUAUCUUGACCUUGGUUGGAAUGAUUUUAAUGGAACCAUUCCCAUGUUCAUUGGUUCCAUGACCCAAUUAAGGUAUCUUGACCUUAGUGGGAAUAGGUUUAAUGGAAAGAUUCCCAUGUUCAUUGGUUCCAUGACUCAACUAAGGUAUCUUGACCUUGGUGGGAAUAGGUUUAAUGGAACGAUUCCCAUGUUCAUUGGUUCCAUGACCCAAUUAAGGUAUCUUGACCUUGGUGGGAAUAGGUUUAAUGGAACGAUUCCCAUGUUCAUUGGUUCCAUGACCCAAUUAAGAUAUCUUAACCUUGGUUCAAAUGAAUUUAAUGGAACGAUUCCCAUGUUCAUUGGCUCCAUGACCCAAUUAAGGUAUCUUAACCUUGGUUGGAAUCAUUUUAGUGGAACCAUUCCUUCAGAACUUGGAAACCUCACAAACUUGCAAGAGCUUUCACUUGAUUUUCUAAGUAGUUGCACUGUUGAAAACCUAGAUUGGUUGUCUCAUCUGUCUCACUUGGAUAAACUUUUCAUGUCAGGUACUUCUCUUGGCAAAGUAGACCACUGGGUAAAUGUGAUUUUAAGUCUUAAAAAACUAUCAGCUUUAUAUUUAAAUGGAUGUGACCUCUCCCUUGUCGUGUACCCAUAUUCAUAUGUCAACUCUUCUUUUUCUUCAUCUAUUGUUUCCCUUUAUCUCCAAGAAAACAAUCUCAACUCAUCCAUGUAUCACUGGUUGUUCCCUUUAACUAGCAAUGCACUUGUAGAGCUUGAUCUCUCUAGGAACAUGUUAGAUGGGAUUCCCAAAUAUCUUGGAAAUCUGUGUGGUUUGACAUCUUUGUAUUUCUAUAGUAACUUAAUGCCUGUCAAGUUACCUGAUUUUCUGAGUAACUUGUCUGGAUGCACAUCAGUUACUUUACAACAUUUAGAUGCCACAUCUAGCCAAUUCACAGGGUCGGUGUCAGAUGAUAUCCGAAAUUUUUCAUCCCUACAAGAUCUAUAUCUUUAA
Messenger RNA from Helianthus annuus (common sunflower), 1449 nucleotides. Its product is annotated as probable LRR receptor-like serine/threonine-protein kinase At3g47570. Gene Ontology annotation, cellular component: plasma membrane. Gene Ontology annotation, biological process: hormone-mediated signaling pathway. Gene Ontology annotation, molecular function: protein binding. Lineage: Eukaryota; Viridiplantae; Streptophyta; Magnoliopsida; Asterales; Asteraceae. The record is from RefSeq and is a predicted model, not a curated record. The transcript has a single exon. Bases 1 to 1449 code for a protein of 482 amino acids.